UUUGCGGUAUUAAAUGUUGUAGUGGGCGAUGGGCCGUCGACUUUCGAUUCCAUGGCUUCGUCUUCCUCUUCUCUUCUCGGACCCUCCGUCCAUCUCCUCCUCCUCCUCCUCUCCUCUGGCUUGGGGGGCUUUUUGAUAUCCGGUCUCGAGCUGCUCGAAUCGGCUCGAUCGCCGGAGUUCUUCGACUGGCUGACGACCCUCCGCCGGCGGGUCCACCAGCACCCGGAGCUCGCCUUCGAGGAGUUCCAGACGAGCGAGCUAAUCAGGUCGGAGCUCGACGCUCUUGGAAUCCGCUACACUUGGCCGGUCGCCAAGACAGGGGUCGUUGCCUCCGUCGGCUCCGGCGCUGGUCCCGUUUUCGCCCUUCGGGCUGACAUGGAUGCGCUCCCGUUGCAGGAGCUUGUGAACUGGGAGUACAAGAGCAAAGAAAGUGGGAAAAUGCAUGCUUGUGGUCAUGAUGCUCAUGUAACCAUGCUCCUUGGUGCAGCCAAGCUGCUUCAAAAUAGUAAAAGUGAACUGAAGGGAACAGUUAAACUUGUUUUCCAACCAGGGGAAGAGGGUCAUGCUGGUGCAUACCAUAUGUUGCAAGAGGGUAAACUGGAUGACAUAGAGGCAAUCUUUGCUUUGCAUAUCAACCCUGCACUCGCUACUGGCCGAAUUGCCUCCAGAGCCGGCCCUAUUCUAGCUGCAUCAGGCCGAUUUGAAGCAAUAAUUAAAGGAAAAGGUGGCCAUGCUGCAGCUUCACAUGCAGCAAUUGAUCCGCUAAUUCCUGCAUCAUUUGCAAUCCUCAGCCUUCAGCAGCUUGUGUCGCGAGAGACAGACCCUCUCGAUAGCAGAGUGGUAUCGGUAGGAUUCAUAAAAGCUGGAGAUGCUUACAAUGUCAUUCCAGAGACAGUGGCUUUUGGUGGCACAUUUCGGAGCACAACCACUGAAGGUCUGAUUGAACUAUCAACGAGGAUCAAGGAGACUAUCGAGAGACAGGCUGCGGUUCACCGCUGCACUGCCUUAGUGGACUUUUUGGAGCAGAAGCUCAUACCAUAUCCUGCGACCGUGAAUGAUGAAGGGAUCUAUGCUCAUGCUAAGACAGUGGGGGAGAAAUUGGUCGGUUAUGCCAAUGUCCUUGAGAGCCCGUUUGUCAUGGGGGCCGAGGACUUCAGCUUCUUUUCACAGAGGAUGCCGAGUGCCUUGUUUUGGCUCGGAGUUGGAAAUGAAAGCUUAGGGCCACCCCAGCCAUUGCAUUCUCCCUACUUAUUCCUCGAUGAGCAGGCACUUCCUUUGGGAGCCGCGCUCCAUGCCGCGGUUGCAUUGUCCUAUUUGGAACAACAUUCAGCAAAAUUGUGAGGGGGGUUCUCUGUCCCUUCGAGUUUCAGUUGUUAGUGUACUUAAUCAUGGGGUUUAUUUAUAAAUAAGCUUAUUUCUCUAGGGCAGCAAAUGGAAAGAUGUUUAUAAAUUAUAAAUAAGUUUGAUACUUGCCGUACCUUGAUAA
Molecule: messenger RNA, 1486 nt
Organism: Zingiber officinale
Lineage: Eukaryota; Viridiplantae; Streptophyta; Magnoliopsida; Zingiberales; Zingiberaceae
Product: IAA-amino acid hydrolase ILR1-like 7
Exons: 5
Coding region: 52-1341 (429 amino acids)
Biological process (GO): auxin metabolic process
Cellular component (GO): endoplasmic reticulum
Molecular function (GO): IAA-Ala conjugate hydrolase activity
Source: RefSeq, a predicted model, not a curated record